AUGCUGGCUCACCUCGGCGACUCUUGGGAUGACCUUGCAGUCUCAAAUGAUAAUGAUGGCCCAGUAGGACCUCAAUUAAAUGAUGAGGAUGAUGACACUGUCCACCGCGAAGAGAUUCAAAAUAAGUGCUUGUAUUUUAAUUACCUCAACGGUACAUUACCUAUCCCUUCAAACUGA
Molecule: messenger RNA, 177 nt
Organism: Puccinia graminis f. sp. tritici CRL 75-36-700-3
Lineage: Eukaryota; Fungi; Basidiomycota; Pucciniomycetes; Pucciniales; Pucciniaceae
Exons: 1
Coding region: 1-177 (58 amino acids)
Source: RefSeq, a predicted model, not a curated record